AGCGAGCGCGAGGCCUGGGCAGCCGCAGGCAGAACAAUUAAAACAAGAAAAUGGAUUGGGGAGCUCUGCAGACCAUCUUAGGAGGUGUGAACAAACACUCCACCAGCAUCGGAAAGAUAUGGCUCACAGUCCUGUUCAUCUUCCGUAUCAUGAUCCUGGUUGUAGCAGCAGAGAGAGUCUGGGGAGAUGAACAAGAUGAUUUCAUCUGCAACACACUUCAACCUGGGUGCAAAAAUGUUUGUUACGACCACUUCUUUCCCAUCUCUCACAUCAGACUCUGGGCCCUGCAGCUGAUCUUUGUCUCCACRCCUGCGCUGCUGGUGGCCAUGCACGUGGCUUACAGAAGGCACGAGAAGAAGAGGCAGUUCAGAAAGGGAGAUCAGAAAUGUGAAUAUAAAGACAUUGAAGAAAUCCGAGCACAAAGAUUUCAUAUUGAGGGCACCUUGUGGUGGACAUACACCAGCAGCAUCUUCUUCAGGCUGAUCUUUGAAGCUGUCUUCAUGUAUGCCUUUUAUUUCRUGUACGAUGGGUUCCGAAUGCCUCGCUUAAUGAAAUGUAGUGCUUGGCCCUGCCCCAACACGGUAGACUGCUUUGUUUCUCGACCCACUGAAAAGACAGUGUUUACUAUUUUCAUGAUUGCUGUGUCUAGUAUUUGCAUUAUGUUGAAUGUGGCUGAAUUAUGUUACUUGUUAGUCAAAUUCUUCCUUAAGAGGUCUAGAAAGGCUGGAAAUCCAAAGCAUCACCCCAACCAUGAGACUAAAGAAGAAACGAAACAAAAUGAGAUGAACGAGUUAAUAUCUGAUAGCUGCCAGAAUACAGUCACAGGGUUUUCAAGUAGCUAAGGUGAUGUGAAUGUUGGUAUUCACUCUUUUUGGAGUGAACUCCUUUCUCUAAAGGCUGCAAGUAAGAUCUGUAAUAUUAAAUAGCUUAAGUUGGGAGAGACUCUGAUGUAGAAUUCCAAGUGCAAUUUAUACACCUGUUAAAAGUCAGGGCAGCCUCAAUAUGUGAAUUUUAUCUAAGGAUUAAAURGAGAAGUGUAUUUUUCUAUGAAUAUCCUUACAAGUUGACCAUGGCAAGUGGGAAACCYACUACCACCUUCACACUGACACAGCUCCUGAAAAGCUGCAUAUGCAACAGCAAUAAGAACAAAACUCUUUCCAAGCUAGAUAUUCUAGUAUUACAGACUUUUUAUAAUAGUGAUAGUUUUUACUUAUGGACAGACAACKAAAAUAUUUUUGUAAAAAUACAAGUUUCCAUGUUACUUAAGGUGUUAUAGUGAAUAUUUGACUUUUUGACCAGGUGUGUGCAGAUGUACCAAUAAUACCAUACUAAUAGACAGGAGAUAGCAGUAGGCUACAUCUAUACAUGUGAAAGCACAGCGUGAGGCUUGGGCAGGCAGCUCMUGCACCUGUACCCUGCCUGCCAUGGAGCGAGCUGUGUGAGCUGGCCGUGCUGACUGGGGCAUCUAGGUCCCGAGGGCAAAUUCUAGCCUUAAAACUGCAUGACAAUGUAGAUACAGCCAAGGUAGAUGAGCUUUAAGUAUCUAGCAGACCUGGUAUCAAUAGUCUUUUAAUUCUCUUACUUGCAUACUGCCAGUCUGACAAGAAUGUAGGUAAUUUUAUGUAAAUAGUCCACUUAGCAUGUGUUGACUUUAAUGUAUUAACGAUAUAUUAACUACACUUGUUUCUUUAUACUGUAUCACAUCAUAGAGCCUUUUUGCUUUUGAUUUAUUUUCUUUUUAUUUUUUUGCGGUAGACUGAUGGUGCUGAGGUGUGAAACUAGGAGCUCUUUGCUUUGAAAUAUGUGCAAAAAACACAAAAAAUAGAAAUGGGAUAAGUCCUCUGAAUAAAAGACUAAUACUUUAACAUUU
This is a messenger RNA of Nothoprocta perdicaria, 1870 nucleotides long. RefSeq names its product gap junction beta-6 protein. The transcript is spliced from 2 exons. Gene Ontology annotation, biological process: cell communication. The record is from RefSeq and is a predicted model, not a curated record. Lineage: Eukaryota; Metazoa; Chordata; Aves; Tinamiformes; Tinamidae. Gene Ontology annotation, cellular component: connexin complex. Bases 51 to 842 code for a protein of 263 amino acids.